GUAGAGGUGACUCCACUGCAGAUGAGGGAACAUGUUGGCUAUGGACCAAGGAGUGGUGGAAGACUGGUUGUCAGAAUUUAAGACCCUCCCUGACAGUGCUGUGUCAAACUAUGCCACCUCACUGAAAGACAAAGGGGUCCUGGUCCCUGCACUCUACAAGGUCAUCAGAGAGAACUACAGUGAUUUGCUGGAGCCAGUGUGUCACCAGUUGUUUGAGUUUUACCGGAGCGGUGAGCCACAGCUGCAGCGUUUCACGCUACAGUUCCUGCCUGAGCUCCUGUGGAGCCUCCUGUCCGUCAGCGCAGCCAGGGACCCGCACACCUCAGGCUGCAUUGAGGCCCUGCUGCUGGGCAUUUAUAACUUGGAAAUAGUUGAUAAAGAUGGACAAAGUAAAGUUUUGUCUUUUACCGUCCCUUCCCUCUCCAAACCCUCAGUGUAUCACGAGCCUUCAGCUAUCGGUUCCAUGGCCCUAACAGAAGGGGCGCUAGCCAAUCAUGGGCUGAGCAGGGUGGUGUACAGCGGGCCACACCUCCAGAGAGAGACCUUCACAGCACAAAACAGAUUUGAUGUGCUGACCUUUCUGCUGCUGUGCUACAACGCUGCUCUCAGCUACAUGACCUCCACCUCCCUCCAGUCCCUCUGCCAGCUCAGCUCCAGGGUGUGUAUAUGUGGUUACCCACGGCAACAGAUGCGGCGCUACAAAGGCAUUAGCUCGCGGCUGACGGUCACAUCAGAAUUCCUGGUCCAGCUCAUCACAGGGAUACACUACGCUUUGUGUAAUGGGGAAGUGGAACUGGGAUCCAAAGCGCUGGACGACGUUCUGUAUCGGGCCCAGUUAGAGUUGUUCCCUGAAGCUCUACUGGUGGGUAAUGCCAUCAAGUCGACACUGCACGGCGCUGCACUGAAGAGCAACAACAAGGAGGGUGCUAGGAGUAUCCAGGUGGAGAUCACACCCACCUCCUCCAGAAUCUCCAGAAAUGCUGUCACUUCCCUCUCUAUCAGGGGGCACCGCUGGAAGAGACACGACGCAGUGGAUCUGGGUUCCCCGGAUGAGCUAAUGGAUAUUUCGGAGGUGGAUGAAGGGGUGUGGCCAGGCGGGGUGGGGCCUGACAUGACUCCACCCACCAUCACUAUCAGCAACAGCGUCACCACAUUAAACUUGGGGGCCAAGGCCAUGAAGAAGUGUCGGCUCGGUGUGCGCACCAACAAGGACAAGGAAGCUGGCCCUCUAACAACGGGACGGGCUGCCAGCGAGAGCGCAGAGCUGUCCGUCAAGCGACUCACGCUCACUUCCAGCCAAUCAGUGCCCAAGGCAGGAGCUCUCACCAGCCUGACGCGCACUGCCAGCGCAGUCUUCUCCCGCUCCUUCGAGCAGGUGGCCAGCGGCAACGCCCCCCCCUCCAGCAACCACAUCUCCUCUGAAGCUGGCCGCUAUUCGUGCAGCCUGCAGGAGGAAGGGAUGGGGUACUUGAGUCCCGGGCCAAACCACACGCAGCGUUCUCCCAGUAUCAGCGUGCACCUUGGCUCUGACCUUUGAACCAUUUGUAACUCCUGACUACCUGAACCCUGAUCCCGUGACCCGGCACCUGUGACCUGGAACUCCAAGCCAUGCCAACUGCAACAGACCGCGAACACUCCCGUGAUUCCCCCCCUCAUCACUCCAUUUUUGGCGUCUUUGAUUCUCUGUGCUGUAAAACCAGCCUGCUGCCCUGCUCCAUUCAGACAUCCAGAGCACAACGAGCUUCCUCUGUUCCUCACAGCAGAGUGUCCUCUGGGCCUGAUGGAGACAGGAAGUCAGGGAUUCCACUUCCAGCUUCACUGAUUUUUUUUUUUUGUUGUUGUUGUGCACUGUUGCCGUGAAAUCGUGCCAGGACAAAACUGUACUCCUUUGCAGUACAGCCCGUCGUUUCAAUGGGUGCACUUAGAGCUCAUUACUAAAAAAAACUGUGUGGAAAAGUAUUUGGAAAGUAUUUUAAUUGGCAUUUGUUGCCCUGCAUGGCUUUUCCAUACAUCCAUCCUUACCUUGCCCAGGUUUGUCAGAGGGCAGACUUUGAGUAUGUGUGAGCAUGUCUGAGUGUGUGUGCUGUAUGUGUGUAUGUACAGAUUGUAGAAUAAAGGCUGCUGAUUGAUACAAUGAACAAGGUAUGAUUCUCCUAGUUGAAACAAGUGUUUCUACUACUUUUUCUAAAAAGAUAAUACAUCCCUUCCCAUAGCAAUACAAAUCUCUCCUUUUCAGUGUUUUCCAUCUUUUGUUAAGAUUACUCAAACUCCCUCUGUUUAGACUUAUUUUGUCAACAGUUACAGCUGUGCUCCUUUUAGAAAAUCUGCAUUCUUCCCUAAAAACAUCUGGAAAAACAACCACUAAAUGAUCCACCAGUAUGAAGAAUCGGUUCUUUAUGUUUACAGUUGCGCAGUAUUGUUAUCAUGAUGGAGAAGCAAUAUUUGUGUCCUUCCCUCUCUUUCUUCUUUAACACCUUGCUGAAUUGCUGUGUAUUUGGCAAUUUUAAAAAAUCCAACUUCUGACAAAUGACGAGUAAGAUUAGAUUUUUGGGACAAUGGGUGUGUAUGAUUUGUAAAGUAUUGAAUUUUGCACUUGACAGAGCAAAACAAGUUGUGUUAUCAACUUUGGUAUUUUCUUAUGAUGAACAAGAGAGGUUUGACUCUCAACUGUGGUAUUGUCCUGCGAGAAAGCUCUGCUUUGUUGCUCUGUACGGAGUCCCAUGAUUGAAAGAAAAAAAACAAUUAAAAAUUAAAAGCACACCAACCUGGAGUCCAGGACAUGCAAGCUUGACCAAAACUGUAACUGAAUCUAUUCCUCUGUUCUGCAGUCAAAGGUUCGUACCGAUCAACAAGGCAUCUUUACUCUUUACUGAUCCACCCACCAUUCCAGCUGUUUGUAGUACUUUGGUGAUGUGUUUCCUGUGUCCAUCCUCGUUGUUCACUACUACAUCAUCAUCACCAUCACCAUGUCACAGGACUUGGUGGUGGUAUACUCUUUUACCAAAAAAAGGAAUAAAACUCAACCCAUCUGCUACAUUUGAUGUCCUAAAUUGAGCAUUAAUGCUGCCCCCCACCCUCCAGCAAAAGUGUAUUCUGUUGUCUGUGUACUAGAGCUGUCGAAUGUCCAUAGCUUGGUGGGACAAUAACAAUCAUUGUGUUUCUGUAUGUGGGUUUACAGAAUGUGAAUGGGUAUGCUCUUUGUUGUACAUCAUACUGUUGUACUAAAGUUGGUUUAUAUUGGCCUUUCUAUGUCUGAUGAUGAGUAACCCACUGCUACAACUUCUGGGAAUAAAGUGUUUCUA
Scomber scombrus (Atlantic mackerel) is the source of this 3302-nucleotide messenger RNA. It is a transcript of the gene hycc1, whose product is annotated as hyccin PI4KA lipid kinase complex subunit 1. NCBI's taxonomy places the organism in Eukaryota, Metazoa, Chordata, Actinopteri, Scombriformes, Scombridae. Gene Ontology annotation, cellular component: plasma membrane. Gene Ontology annotation, biological process: protein localization to plasma membrane; phosphatidylinositol phosphate biosynthetic process. The record is from RefSeq and is a predicted model, not a curated record.